Messenger RNA from Eublepharis macularius, 2019 nucleotides. RefSeq names its product kynurenine aminotransferase 1 (gene KYAT1). Gene Ontology annotation, molecular function: L-kynurenine:2-oxoglutarate transaminase activity; pyridoxal phosphate binding. Bases 165 to 1532 code for a protein of 455 amino acids. The transcript has 14 exons. Gene Ontology annotation, cellular component: cytoplasm; mitochondrion. Lineage: Eukaryota; Metazoa; Chordata; Lepidosauria; Squamata; Eublepharidae. The record is from RefSeq and is a predicted model, not a curated record. Gene Ontology annotation, biological process: biosynthetic process.
CGGUCACCACGCAGGAAGUCACGGAGCCGCCGCGGGUGGGGGAGACUCACCCUGGCUGGAGAGUAAACCUUCGCCCCGAGAGCGCGUGGUGGAUUCUUGAGCGUGAAAGAGGCAAGAGCACUUUAGUUGAUGCCUCUCUGACUGCACAGAAUUGCCUCAGUGGCAUGCUUAGGAGACCUGGGCUGUCUUUGACUCGGGAGCUUCUGAGAAGGAACAACCUUGGAUUCCCCUUGUGCUACUCCAAGGCAAAAAUGUCUGCCGUGUCUAAGGCUCGGAGGGUGGAAGGUGUGGACAAGAACAUCUGGGUGGAGUUUGUAAAACUGGCUGCCACAUACAAGACUGUGAAUCUUGGCCAAGGCUUCCCUAACUUCCCUCCGCCAGACUUUGUAAGGGAAGCAUUCGUGGAGGCGAUCAGCGAAAAAGAUACCCUGAUACAUCAGUAUACACGGGCCUUUGGACACCCACCUUUGGUGACAAUCGUGGCCAAAUUCUUUGGGAAGUUAUUAGGACGAGAACUUGAUCCUCUGAGUAACGUGCUGGUGACGGUAGGAGCGUACGAGGCUCUCUUCUGCUGCUUCCAGGGUCUGGUGGAUGAUGGAGAUGAGGUGAUUAUAAUUGAGCCAUACUUCGACUGCUAUGAACCAAUGGUGAAAAUGGCCGGGGGGACUCCAGUGUUCAUUCCACUCCGGCCAAAAUCUGCAGAAGGUAGGACACUAACUUCCAGCGGAGACUGGCAGUUGGAUCCAGAAGAGCUAGAGGCCAAAUUCACAAAGCGAACCAAAGCCAUUGUCUUGAACUCUCCCAACAAUCCUCUGGGAAAGGUGUUCAGCAGGAAGGAGCUGGAGCUCAUUGCCGGACUGUGCGUGAAACACAAUAUCUUGUGCUUCAGCGAUGAGGUCUAUGAGUGGCUGGUCUACGAUGGAAACAAACAUGUUCGGAUUGCUAGUUUACCAGGAAUGUGGGACCGUACUGUGACUAUUGGGAGUGCUGGCAAAACCUUCAGUGCAACAGGUUGGAAGGUGGGCUGGGCCCUUGGGCCGGAUGACCUUUUGACACACCUAAGGACAGUCCAUCAGAAUUCGGUGUACCACUGCGCCACAGCGGCUCAGGAAGCGGUGGCUCGUGCUUUGCAAACAGAGUUCCAGCGCAUGGAGAAGCCAGAAAGCUACUUGGUCCAGUUGCCCAAAGAGCUGCAGCAGAAGCGGGACCGGUUGGUUAACUGUCUGUCUGCCGUGGGGAUGAAGCCUGUGAUUCCUGAAGGCACCUAUUUCUUGAUCGCAGACAUUUCAGAAUUCAAAGCACCAGUUCCGGACCUUCAGAAGUCUGACGAGGAGCCCUACGACUCUCGGUUUGUCAAGUGGAUGAUCAAGAACAAGGGUUUAGCAGCCAUCCCAGUCUCGGCCUUCUACAGCACUCCACAGAAGAAGAACUUUGACCGUUUCAUCCGGUUCUGCUUUGCAAAGGAGAAUGCAACUCUAGAUGCCGCCGCUGACAUCUUGCAACAGUGGAGUCAGAUGAAACCUGGUCAAUAAACAAUUCCAUUUCAGCAGGCUUUGUAGCCAGAACUUGCACAAGCGGGGAAGGAGGCCUCUCUGCAAAGUUUCCUGCUGCUGCCAAACUGCAUCAUGGGAUAUCGGAGGGCUGUGCCCGUUGGUGUGUGCAGAGAAGGUAAUGACCUUCUCUGCUCCCCCGGGAUUUGUGAAACUUCUGCACAUAUUGGGGUAAUCCUAAUGGAGGCUAUUUCCUUAUUGCUUUGAUUCCAAAAGCACCAGGAUGUCCUGUUGGACAUUCUUCAUACCAGUGCCAGAGAGAAAUUAAAUUAAUGUUUGGAAAAGCUUUGCUUGGACUAACUACAAUUUGGUGUGUUCCCCCACCCCCUUUAUUUUGUGUAGCCCCCGGCAGAUGGAUUGUAACCCUUCUAUAAUGCUGUGGGGGGGGGGGUUGCAUCCUGAGAGCCAAGCUACAAGUGAGGCCUGACACAGGUUGGACACUUGUCAGCUUCCCUCAAGUUUUGAUGGG